AUGGAUAGGUACCAGAAGGUUCAGAAACCCAAACCAGAGUCUCCCAUCAACGAAAAUGAGAUCCGAAUCACCACUCAAGGCGCCAUUCGGAACUACAUCACUUAUGCAACUUCGCUUCUUCAGGAAAAGCAGGUUAAAGAGAUUGUCUUGAAGGCAAUGGGUCAAGCCAUCAGCAAGACAGUUGCCAUUUCAGAGAUUCUGAAGAAGAGAAUUGCUCAUUUGCACCAAGAUACUGCCAUCAGCUCGGUUAGCAUAACAGAUGUGUGGGAGCCCAUUGAAGAGGGUCUUGUACCUGUGGAAAUGACCAGACAUGUCUCUAUGAUCUCAAUCACCUUAUCAACCGGAGAAUUAGACAAGAAUUCCCCUGGGUAUCAAACUCCAUCUAACGUGGAACAACCAAAGCCACACUCUAAUUACCAGCAGCAAUCUAUAAAACCAGCACAAGAUUCAUAUAAUGCUGUAAAUGAAGACUCGUAUGGCCGAGGUCGUGGUCGAGGUAGGGGGAGAGGAAGAGGAAGAAAUUGGGGAAGGGGUGGUUAUGGAAGUUAUCAAGGUGGUUAUGGAAAUUAUCAAGGUGGUUAUGACUAUUACCAAGGUGGAUAUGCAAAUUAUCAAGAUAAUGGUGGAUAUUCUAAUCGUGGCCGAGGUGGAGGUCGAGGAAGAGGUUGGGGGUAUCGUGGUACUGGUUAUGGUGGUGGCAGAGGCGGAGGCUAUGAAGGCGGCAGAGGCGGAGGCUAUGAAGGUGGCAGGGGCGGAGGUUAUGAUGGCGGCAGGGGCGGAGGUUAUGAUGGCGGCAGGGGCGGAGGUUAUGAUGGCGGCAGGGGCGGAGGCUAUGAGGGAGGCCGGGGCGGAGGCUAUGAAGGAGGCCGGGGCGGAGGCUAUGACGGUGGCAGGGGUGGAGGUUAUGAAGCCGGCAGAGGUAUGGGUUAUGUAGGAGGCAGAGGUGGAGGAAUGGGUUAUGAAGGAGGCAGAGGUGGAGGUAUGGGUUAUGAAAGAGGUAGAGGUGGAGGCAGGGGAUAUGGCCGUGGUAGGGGAAGAAUUGGUGGACGUGGUAGGGGGGGUGGCGACAACCAAGCAUAA
Vicia faba (fava bean) is the source of this 1080-nucleotide messenger RNA. The record is from the annotation of a GenBank genome assembly. Lineage: Eukaryota; Viridiplantae; Streptophyta; Magnoliopsida; Fabales; Fabaceae.